Messenger RNA from Exaiptasia diaphana, 2365 nucleotides. Its product is annotated as neuropeptide FF receptor 2-like. The transcript is spliced from 2 exons. Gene Ontology annotation, biological process: G protein-coupled receptor signaling pathway. The coding region runs from base 961 to 1986 and encodes 341 amino acids. Lineage: Eukaryota; Metazoa; Cnidaria; Anthozoa; Actiniaria; Aiptasiidae. Gene Ontology annotation, cellular component: membrane. Gene Ontology annotation, molecular function: G protein-coupled receptor activity; peptide binding. The record is from RefSeq and is a predicted model, not a curated record.
AAAAAUAAUACUCGAGUUUGAAGAUUUCCCUUCUGGCAAGUUCUCACAUUGAUUUCAGACAGUUAUUAAUCCCACAAUGCCUUUCGAUCAUUUGGAGUGGAUGAACGAAAAGAUGUGGCAGCCCGCAAUUAGAAAUCUAAUCUACCAUAUAAUUCUCUACAGCUUAUAAUCCAGAACAUUUAAGUAUUUCUGUCUAGCAUACUAAUCUUCCAGUUUUUAGAAUCAUAUAAUGCUCUCGACUAGAUUAAGAUGACAAAUCUCAAAUCCUUCCGUGUCGCAGAAAUUGUCCAUUUUCCAUUACUAACGUUAUAAUUGAAAGAGAACUAACAUUGUUAAUCUAAUUUGUGCUCUUGCCCUCAAACGCUGAAAACCUCGUUUUAUUAAUUAUAUUACACCACACAUAAAUACAUAAUGUGAAUUUUUCAUCAACACAGCGUUCUUUAUCCCCUCAGGAUCUAAAACGGACAUCAAAACUUGUUGUUGAGAUAAUUCAUUAAAGCUUAAAACUGUUUCUCCUCCAGUAAGAUCUCUCCAAUCCUAUUUCUACCUUAUUAUGGUAAAAUGCUUGAUAUUUGAUCAUUAAGUAUGCAUAAUGUUUGAUAGGAGUUCAGUYUUAUUGCUGUGACGAAGGUGUUAGGGUCAAUAUAAGCUAUCAUUGUGGUGCAGUCUACUGCGCUCGUAAGGAACACAAACACAAAGCAAUCUCUCUUAAUUUGAAGUGGGAUUUCAAGAGCCCCAGUGGGUGGACUUCCAUCCAACGGAAAAGAAAUGAACAACUGUUUUUGUUUUGGAUCUGAAGAUUGUAAACUAGUGGCAGCAGUGAAUCGGAAAACUCGUUCAAUUUUGGAAUUCAAAACUGAUUUCUAUCACAGUGAUAAAGUGUAAAUUCACAUUUGCAAUUCAUUGAAGCGGCCUAAGGGAACAAAGAUACAAUCAUCAGUCAGGCAAUUAUAAAGCACCAUGACACCAACUGACAUUGCCCUGGCAAUAACGUUCUCUUUCCUGGUAAUGGUUGGAGUGGUUGGUAAUAUUUUGGUCAGUUUUAUCAUAGUGCGGUACCGAGAUAUGAAAUCUGCUAUGAAUUUCCUACUUUUAAACUUAGCUUUAGCCGAUCUUUUGACAGUAAUUUUCAUCAGCCCACAGUACAUCUUUAUCUAUACUUUUACCCACCCUACCGGUACUGAGGGAGAUUUYYURUGUAAGUUCAUAACAGGUGGUAAUAUAUCAUGGAUYGGUGGAGUUUCUAGCGUUUUCGCGUUGGUCUCYAUUGCRUGUGAGCGCUACUACGCAGUGAUGCAUCCGCAUAAACAAGGAAACAUAAGUCCACGAACGUUGCGYAUUACAAUCGUUACGUGUUGGGCGUUUUCCGUAGCGUUUAAUUUCCCGUUGUUUUUCGUCGUGCAUUACGAUUCUGASAGAAAAUUYUGCAUUGAAACGUGGCCAAGAAACGUUUACGCACGURUYAAUUCUACMGCUUGGUUUAUCGUAGUGGGAAUUGUACCAGUUCUAAUAAUGGUCAUAUUGUACGCACGUAUUGUAUACAACUUAUGGUUACGUAAGGAUGACGGUGCGGAACGACAUGCGGUUAAACGUGUACGCAAGAAGGUUACGAAAAUGGUCAUCAUUGUUAGCGUUAUUUACGCGAUUUGUUGGUUUCCUCAGCUCACAAUGUAUCUCCUUAGCUACAUCAGCCCUAGCAACUCGUUUGGUGACCUUACAUACGUCAUUUCUGUUGCUAUGGUAACUGUCAACUCUGCUGUUAAUCCUAUUAUCUAUAGUUUUCAAAAUGAACGAUUCAGGAAGCACCUGAAGAGACUAAUGUAUUGUGGGAAACGUCGGGUAGAGCCGAUAGAGUCAGUGAUGAACAGUACUGUUAGGCCGCCUGUGGACUUGAUUGACAGCACUAUGAAGACUAAACCAGUGGUUGACAGCUCAAAAACGUCAAACAGYCAGCUUAGAGGYAGUGCUCAAGAGAAUUCAGUGUAACUCGAUACAGCUUURUGAUGUACCGUUGAUCAUUACGAAAUGGUCAAUGCGAGACCGAUAGGAAUUAUGGGGGUUUGGUAUUCUCGUACCCAGACCUUUCUAUACCUCGAUCCAGACCAUUUUCACUUUACGACCAAGAUUUCUUGGAAUCCCCGAGUUCUAAAUGCCAAGAGCCCAUGGGCUCCUGAAAUGCCAGGGAAAUAUGUGAAAAUUUAAGUUCAUUUAUUUMUUUCUCGUUUCAUUCGWGUUUACGUUUACGUUUCAUUCGCUUGAAAUCRUAAGUAACUAUAUAAACCAAAGAACCUAAAACCAAAUGACAAGUAGAGCGCCAUUUAAUUUUUAUUUAAUAUYUAUUAAUGACAAGAACAUUAACUUGUUC